Callorhinchus milii (elephant shark) is the source of this 997-nucleotide messenger RNA. Its product is annotated as transcription factor PU.1. The record is from RefSeq and is a predicted model, not a curated record. Gene Ontology annotation, cellular component: nucleus. Gene Ontology annotation, molecular function: DNA-binding transcription factor activity, RNA polymerase II-specific; sequence-specific DNA binding. Lineage: Eukaryota; Metazoa; Chordata; Chondrichthyes; Chimaeriformes; Callorhinchidae. Gene Ontology annotation, biological process: regulation of transcription by RNA polymerase II; cell differentiation. The transcript is spliced from 6 exons. The coding region runs from base 160 to 987 and encodes 275 amino acids.
CACACAGUCAGUCAGUCAGUCGUCUAGUCAGUCCCUUUCGGUUACUCGCUCACUACGGUCAACCCCAGGCAGUCCGCAGGUUUACGACGUCUGUCCCAGCUGUAGCCUUGAUUCGGAGAAGAAGACAGCGAGGAGGUACAGGAGUCCUUGAGUGGAACCAUGCACACACUGGAACAAGCCCAGAACGAAACACUGCAAGUCUCUUUGCAGUACCCAGAUGUCAUGCCGUACGAUGCAGACGCUUACAUCAAACCCUCGGGAAUAUUCUGCUCCUACUUCGUGUCUGAGACGGAUUCCCACACAGAGCAUUACUGGAGCGGAGCUGAGCCACACGGGAUGAGCUUUGAGCACUAUGACGGGGGUCAGUUUACGCAGCUGCAAAAUGUGCCGGUGUCGCACAUGCAGUCCCUCUACCCGCAGUACCCACUGGAUGUGGUCAACGCCCCCGAGACCCCCCUCCAUCUGCACGCCCCCAGCUCCCUGGAGGAGGAUUACACUCAGGGUGUUUACCCGAUACUCUACCCGCCUUAUCCAGCCUCCAAUGACCCGUCCAGCUCAUCUACCUCCGAGGACGAUGACUAUAAUGUCGGCAGCCCGGUCCUCGAGGUGUCAGACAGCGAGUUUGAUGAAAACGUUCCCCCAAGAGAAUCCCCCAACCACGAUGGAGGAGCCAGGAAGAAGGUGAGACUGUACCAGUUCCUGCUCGAGCUGCUGAAGAGCGGGGACAUGAGGGACUGUGUGUGGUGGCUUGAUCGUGAGAGAGGGACCUUCCAGUUCUCCUCCAAGCACAAGGAGCAGCUGGCCCAUCGCUGGGGCAUGCAGAAGGGGAACCGGAAGAAGAUGACCUACCAGAAAAUGGCCCGCGCGCUGCGAAACUACGGCAAGACCGGAGAGAUACGCAAGAUCAAGAAGAAACUCACCUACCAGUUCGACGGCACACUUCUGGGUCUCAAACGGGCUGACAGUCACUCCACUUACUUGCCCUGAACCCUCCCCC